CUCUAUACCUGAAAAAGAGAAAUGCUAAUAGUAUGUUGUAAACUCCCAGUUUGGGCAAGCCCCAGGACCAACAGAAAACAACCCUUAAGUCAUUGCGGGUCCCAGAAAUGGUGUUGAACUCUCAUUGCUUUCAAAUAUACUUUUAACUCUUAUUAUGUCAUUAAAAUUACUGUGAAUCGGUCAUUAGUUGGAAAGCGUGUCAUAAUCAUAAAUCACCUUGUUUAGUGAACUAUGCUAACUGCUGUGAGAAAUACCAAGGUGUACCUAGAUGUGGUUACAGCCAUCAAGGAGCUUAAAAUUCAGUGGAAAGGUGGUGUCGCCAAAGUUAGUUACCUAUGAACUUACGAGAAAGGGUAAGGAGUAUCCCAAAACGGUGGAUUCUGAAAUUGUCAGUGAGCUUAUUGUUGAAACAGCCUCAGCAGCUCUCUGGCUGCUCCUAAGAGAGUUCUGUUUUUCUUACCAAGGGACCAGUGAAACAAAAUUGGCUUUAUUCGGUCUGUUGGGAAGCAGACUAGAAUGUAAAAAGUAUUGCAAAAGUUGCCACUCGAGUCCCAACACUAAACCCAGUUGCCUGAGGGAGGGUUGCCCCGGGCAUUUAGUUACAUGAACGCAGUCUAAAUCCAGUUUUUUGACUCAAAGGUAAUCGUGAGCUGGCCGCGGCACCGGCUGCCCAUCCUGGCCGUGAAAGUUUGCUUUCUCUGCCCUGGUCUCAUGACGUCCGUUUCGAAUAGAUCAAGCACUUCUCUGUGGGCAGCUUUCACAAGAGAUUUCGUUUUAUUUAAAGAGAUAUGGGGUGUGCGUGGACUUCCUUCUUUGCCGAAUGGCGGCUUCUACUUCCGCAUAUUCAAAGUCGGCAGUAGAAGUUGCAGAGGGGAGCGCAAACCCGGACUUGGCCACGCCCUGGGCUUCCGGAUUUGGGCACAACAGUUCUCUCCACUCAGAACGCCUCCCCACGGUUCUGCCCCAAACUGCUAUUUUUGCUUAGGCCCUCAGCGCGUUUCCGGUCUCUCCAGCUGAUGGAGAAGCCGGAACCUCAACGCCAAGGCCGAUCCCGUGACGGAUUUAGGUGAGGUCUCGCGAGGUGUCUUUAAAUCUCACGACGACAGCAGGAAACCACUUACCCGCACCGCCCCAAUUCUAACGUCACAGUGGAGUCACUCCCUUGGGCGUUCCUUAGCGUGCGCGUGCGUGCUGCGCAUGCGCACUUACUCUCCCCCGCCCCCGCCAGGGCUUGUCUCCGGCCAGUCGCGCGUGGGUAGAGGCCCUAGGCGGGCGUUGCGAAGGGUUGUUUGCUUGAGUUUGGACCUUGUUACGGCGCGAAGUUCCCUCCUUGGGGCGGGGGAAAGGUACCGCACCCGCUACCUAGGGUGAAUGAACUGUGGCGUGGGCUGCUAAGGGUAGGCUGCAGAGUACCCAGGCCGUGGCCAUGAACUCACCCGUGGAUCCUGGCGCUAGGCAGGCGUUGAGGAAGAAGCCGCCCGAGCGGACUCCAGAGGACUUAAAUACUAUUUAUUCUUAUCUUCAUGGAAUGGAAAUAUUAUCAAAUCUCAGGGAACAUCAGCUUAGGUUAAUGUCUGCAAGAGCACGCUAUGAGAGAUACAGUGGCAAUCAGGUUCUCUUUUGUUCAGAAACGAUUGCCAGGUGUUGGUAUAUCCUACUUUCUGGAUCUGUGCUUGUGAAAGGCUCCAUGGUCUUGCCUCCUUGCAGUUUUGGUAAGCAGUUUGGAGGAAAAAGAGGAUGUGAUUGUCUUGUAUUAGAGCCUUCAGAAAUGAUUGUGGUAGAGAAUGCCAAAGAUAAUGAAGAUAGUAUUCUACAAAGAGAAAUUCCUGCCAGACAAUCCCGAAGAAGAUUUCGGAAAAUUAACUAUAAAGGAGAGCGCCAAACCAUUACUGAUGAUGUGGAGGUUAACAGCUAUCUUUCUCUUCCAGCUGAUCUUACCAAGAUGCAUCUCACAGACAACCCUCAUCCACAGGUGACUCAUGUGUCUUCUAGUCAGUCUGGUUGUAGCAUCGCCAGUGACUCUGGAAGCAGCAGUUUAUCUGAUAUCUAUCAGGCUACGGAGAGUGAGGUAGGAGAUGUAGAUUUGACACGUCUUCCAGAAGGACCUGUUGAUUCUGAGGAUGACGAAGAGGAAGAUGAAGAGAUUGAUCGAACAGAUCCAUUGCAGGGGCGAGAUCUUGUUCGAGAAUGUCUUGAAAAAGAGCCUGCAGACAAAACUGAUGAUGACAUUGAACAACUGCUGGAGUUUAUGCACCAGCUCCCUGCUUUUGCAAACAUGACCAUGUCUGUAAGGAGAGAACUCUGUUCAGUGAUGAUUUUUGAAGUGGUAGAGCAGGCUGGAGCUAUUAUUCUUGAAGAUGGGCAAGAGCUUGACUCAUGGUAUGUUAUUUUAAAUGGCACUGUGGAAAUCAGUCAUCCAGAUGGAAAAGUUGAAAAUUUGUUUAUGGGAAAUAGUUUUGGAAUUACUCCCACUCUGGAUAAGCAGUACAUGCAUGGAAUUGUCAGGACUAAAGUAGAUGAUUGUCAGUUUGUCUGCAUAGCCCAGCAAGAUUAUUGGAGAAUUUUAAACCAUGUGGAAAAAAAUACCCAUAAAGUUGAGGAAGAGGGAGAAAUUGUUAUGGUACAUGAGCAUCGGGAACUAGACCGGAGUGGAACCAGGAAAGGACACAUUGUAAUCAAGGCAACACCUGAGCGUCUCAUAAUGCAUUUAAUAGAAGAACAUUCUAUCGUGGAUCCAACUUAUAUAGAAGAUUUUCUAUUAACUUAUAGGACAUUUCUUGAAAGUCCUUUGGAUGUUGGGAUCAAACUAUUGGAAUGGUUUAAGAUCGACAGCUUAAGAGAUAAGGUGACACGGAUUGUAUUAUUAUGGGUAAAUAAUCAUUUUAAUGAUUUUGAAGGUGACCCUGCUAUGACUCGAUUUCUAGAGGAAUUUGAAAAAAAUCUGGAAGAUACAAAGAUGAAUGGUCAUCUCCGGUUAUUGAAUAUUGCCUGUGCUGCAAAGGCUAAGUGGAGACAGGUUGUGCUGCAGAAGGCUUCCCGCGAGUCCCCUCUACAAUUCAGCCUUAAUGGAGGAAGUGAGAAGGGAUUUGGUAUUUUUGUUGAAGGAGUAGAACCUGGUAGCAAAGCUGCUGAUUCAGGACUGAAACGUGGUGAUCAGAUUAUGGAAGUAAACGGACAAAACUUUGAGAAUAUUACAUUUAUGAAAGCCCUUGAAAUUUUGAGGAAUAAUACUCAUCUUGCACUUACUGUGAAGACCAACAUUUUUGUGUUCAAAGAGUUACUUUUUAGGACUGAACAAGAGAAAUCUGGUGUUCCUCAUAUUCCCAAAAUUGCUGAAAAAAAAAGUAAUCGCCAUUCUAUCCAGCAUGUGCCAGGAGAUAUUGAACAGACAUCACAGGAGAAAGGAAGUAAGAAAGUUAAAGCAAAUACUGUUUCAGGUGGAAGAAACAAAAUCAGGAAGAUUUUGGAUAAAACACGAUUUAGUAUCUUGCCUCCAAAGCUAUUUAGUGAUGGAGGCCUAAGCCAAUCACAAGAUGACAGCAUUGUGGGAACAAGGCACUGUAGGCAUAGUCUGGCUAUAAUGCCCAUCCCUGGAACACUCUCAUCUAGCAGCCCUGAUCUCCUGCAGCCUACCACCAGUAUGUUGGAUUUUUCCAAUCCUUCAGCUGUUGGUUUUUAUUAUAUUCCUGAUCAAGUUAUAAGAGUUUUCAAAGUGGAUCAGCAAAGUUGCUACAUUAUCAUCAGUAAAGACACUACAGCUAAAGAAGUAGUUUGUCAUGCCGUUCAUGAAUUUGGUUUGACCGGUGCAUCCGACACAUACUCUCUCUGUGAAGUUUCUGUUACUCCUGAGGGUGUCAUAAAACAGAGAAGACUUCCAGAUCAGUUCUCCAAAUUAGCUGAUAGAAUUCAACUCAAUGGAAGGUAUUAUUUAAAAAAUAACAUGGAAACAGAAACCUUAUGUUCAGAUGAAGAUGCUCAAGAACUGGUUAAGGAAAGCCAGCUAUCCAUGCUGCAGCUCAGUACCAUUGAGGUGGCCACCCAGCUGUCAAUGAGGGACUUUGAUUUGUUUCGUAAUAUUGAGCCGACUGAGUACAUCGAUGACCUUUUUAAGUUAAAUUCCAAAGCAGGAAAUACUCACUUGAAGAGGUUUGAGGACAUUGUAAACCAAGAGACAUUCUGGGUUGCCUCAGAAAUUUUAACUGAAGCAAAUCAGCUCAAACGAAUGAAGAUUAUUAAGCAUUUUAUUAAAAUUGCACUUCAUUGUCGAGAAUGUAAGAACUUCAAUUCCAUGUUUGCAAUAAUAAGUGGCUUGAACCUGGCAUCUGUAGCACGACUCAGAGGUACUUGGGAAAAGUUACCAAGCAAAUAUGAGAAACAUCUUCAAGAUCUACAAGACAUUUUUGAUCCAUCUAGAAACAUGGCCAAGUAUAGAAAUAUUCUUAGUAGUCAAAGUAUGCAGCCUCCAAUUAUUCCACUCUUCCCUGUUGUCAAGAAAGAUAUGACAUUUCUACAUGAAGGAAAUGACUCCAAAGUAGAUGGUUUAGUAAACUUUGAGAAGUUAAGAAUGAUUUCCAAGGAAAUCCGCCAAGUUGUUCGAAUGACUUCUGCUAAUAUGGACCCAGCUAUGAUGUUUCGACAGAGGAAGAAGAGGUGGCGGAGUCUGGGGUCACUGAGUCAAGGAAGCACAAAUUCAAACAUGCUGGAUGUUCAGGGAGGUGCUCACAAAAAAAGGGCACGCCGCAGCUCUCUACUUAAUGCCAAGAAGCUAUAUGAGGAUGCCCAAAUGGCAAGGAAGGUGAAGCAGUAUCUUUCCAGUCUGGAUGUAGAGACAGAUGAGGAGAAGUUCCAGAUGAUGUCAUUACAGUGGGAGCCUGCGUAUGGUACUUUGACCAAGAAUUUAAAUGAGAAAAGAUCAGCCAAAUCAUCUGAAAUAUCCCCAGUGCCUAUGAGGUCAGCUGGCCAAACAACUAAAGCCCACUUGCAUCAACCCCACAGAGUAAGCCAGGUGCUUCAGGUGCCAGCUGUUAAUUUGCACCCCAUCCGGAAGAAGGGACAAACAAAAGACCCUGCAUUGAAUACAAGUUUACCUCAGAAAGUUUUAGGAACAACUGAAGAAGUAAGUGGUAAGAAACAUACAGAAGACACUAUUUCUGUGGCAUCAUCUUUACAUUCUAGUCCUCCUGCAUCUCCUCAAGGUUCCCCUCACAAAGGUUACACACUUAUUCCAUCAGCUAAAUCUGACAACUUGUCUGACUCCAGCCAUAGUGAGAUUUCUUCACGGUCCAGCAUUGUGAGCAAUUGUUCUAUUGACUCCAUGUCUGCAGCUCUACAGGAUGAACGGUGUUCCUCUCAGGCCCUGCCAGUCCCUGAACCCACUGGGGCAUUGGAAAAGACAGAGCACCCCUCAGGGAUAGGAGAUCAUAGUCAACAUGGCCCUGGGUGGACACUCCUGAAGCCAUCUCUAAUCAAGUGUUUAGCUGUCUCAUCGUCUGUGAGCAGUGAAGAGAUUUCUCAUGAGCAUGUCAUUAUAGAAGCAGCUGACAGUGGUCGUGGAAGUUGGACUUCGUGUUCAAGCAGCUCCCAUGACAACUUCCAAAGCCUUCCCAACCCAAAAAGCUGGGAUUUUUUGAACUCUUACAGACAUACCCAUUUGGAUGACCCCAUUGCUGAAGUUGAACCCACUGACUGUGAGCCCUAUUCCUGUCCUAAAAGCUGCUCUAGAACUUGUGGGCAGUGCAAAGGAAGCCUAGAGAGAAAGAGUUGGGCCUCCUCCAGUUCUCUGUCUGACACGUAUGAACCAAACUAUGGGACAGUUAAACGGAGAGUAUUGGAGAGCACCCCAACUGAGUCAUCUGAAGGCUUGGACCCCAAGGAUGCCACUGACCCAGUUUAUAAAACUGUCACUUCAAGUACAGAAAAGGGCUUGAUUGUGUACUGUGUCACCUCACCCAAGAAGGAUGAUAGGUAUAGGGAACCACCUCCCACUCCUCCAGGAUAUUUGGGGAUUUCUUUAGCUGACCUAAAGGAAGGACCCCACCCACACCUAAAACCUCCAGAUUAUAGUGUGGCAGUGCAGAGAUCAAAGAUGAUGCAUAACAGCCUCUCUAGACUGCCACCAGCCUCUCUCAGUAGCAACCUCGUGGCCUGUGUUCCAUCGAAGAUUGUAACUCAGCCUCAGAGACAUAAUUUGCAGCCAUUCCAUCCUAAACUAGCAGAUGUGACUGAUGCAGAUAGCGAAGCGGAUGAAAAUGAACAAGUUUCAGCAGUCUAGCCUUUGGAUGACCUAUUUGAAAACCACUGAAAGUUAUGGAGGAAUGCGCAGAACCACCUCAUGAUUCUGCAGGCCAUUGCUGACAAACAGUUCAUUGCUACAACCAGUCCAGAGGUUUUAUUCCCUCUACUCUGAGCAAUGAAAUAGACUUGAGUUAUGCUUCCUUUCAUUUACUUUCUGCAGAUGAAUAGUUUCCUGAGCAAUGGAUGCUAUGCCUGGAUACCAGUCUCCACUUUGCACGCCAGAACUGCCUUGGGACCACAGUUACAGAAAAAAUUUAAACUCAGAGUGAUCCUUCUGUAUAUUGCUAUAGAUUUUUCUUUAAUAAGCUAUUUUAAAGAGAGUGGCAUUAUUAUUUCCAAGCCAUAGCUUGGGCUGAAGGACAGAUUGAAAGUAUCUGCCAAUACCAAGGAUAUUCUUGUAUAUUUGAAUAAUAACUUAUUAUUUGCAUUGUUGUGAUUUUGUUUGUAUUUGAGAGCUCUUGUUAGCUGAUGUUCAUGUUUGAGGUCAUAAAAUUGUCUCUGAUCUGACCAAACAGAAGUCAUCUUUACAGAGGUGAUAUGCUUGAUCUACACAGAGAUGUGACUUGAUCUGUAGCACCAAUGCAAUGUAGGUCUCAGUUUGAGAGAAAUAGGAAGCCCUUUGCAGUUGAGGUGUUAGGAACCUGCUGGUCAUGGUGUGGAAAGCCAAAUGAAGCUGCCACAGGGUUUCUUGUCAGUCCUUUGGGAAAUGGGAGGGAGUAGUUUGGGGAGGAGGGUGGGAACCCUAAUUUCCAAAGAAUGAAAUUUUGAUGUUAAAUGACAUGUAUACAAAUUCUUUCUUAAGUGAAAGUUAUGCUGCAUCGAAUUGUAACUAAAAGUAUAGAUCCCACAGAUAGAGAAUGGGUUCUAGAGAGUCCUGUUCUAUAGAAAUCCAAAACUAAAAUCUCUCAUAACUCAAGUAUGGAAUACUUUUUUUAAAGAAAUUCUUAUCAUGGGUGUUGUAAUCAUGAGGAUGAAUUUGACUUUAUGCAGUGUUCUGCAGCAUGCCACCCCCAUGUCUCAUAGCACCAGGUUGUGUCUGACCUGACAUACCCUGCAGCUCUCAGCUGCCUGCAGCAAAAUUUUGUGGGAGAAAGAGGAGCUGGAGUUAUAGAAAUGAUUGUCUCUUGGUUCUCAGUUUUUAGCCCUUGAGAGGACAUACUUUUCCAGCCUCAUGGGCAUGGCACUCUUAAUUAAAAUUUCAGUGACUGUUUACUGGAUGAGGCAGAUUUUUCACAUUUUUGCAAAUAUAAUGUUUUAUAUAUAUUAAGUUUAAUUUUUUCAAUUUUUUUAGUGUAAAAGCAAGUGGAAUUUUAAUAAACUUCUGUAAUUACCAAAAAAAAAAAAAAAGCCAAAGCCAUUAACAUGCACUACCCAGAUCAACUUGCAGCCAAGAUGGGUUUACUUCUGAAUGGCUGUCCGUAUGUGUCCCACGUAGGAUUUAGUUGGUUUGUGGCCUCCCUUGUAGAAAUGUGUUGUCUUUCCCUAGCUGUCUCCGCUGUGUCUUCCUGCGUAUCCCCCUUCAUUUUAAAAUCAUGUAUCAGUUUUAAGGGGUAAAUGGUAGUAGUUCAUCUUUCCCAUCAAAAUGAUUGUCUCUUUAUUUUAGGAAUAAUAGCAUGUCUGAAAAAUUCCUGUGGUAAAAAAAACAUUAAUCUGAAACUGAAGCCUUAGAAGUUAAUCCCAGGUAUGAUAAAAUGAGGCUUGGUGGUUCCAUAGCUUUCUUGGUCCUUUGAAAUGGGAAAUAACCUGAACCAAAAAUCCUAGUUUGAAAGUUACACUUCAGUGAUUUGGCCUAUAAACAGUGGUCCUCUGAUUAUACUUUUUUUCCUUCACUGAUUUACAUAAUUUUGUUUUCAUGGCCACGGCAAAACAAUGUGAAAUGUGUUUUUGCUAUACCCACUUUUUUAUCAAUUCAGAUGUCUACUCUCACCAUUUUAUAUUCAUUUCUCCAGAAAAAUGUGUGUUUUCAUAAUGUCUUUAUUUAUCAGGUCUUUCAAACCAAAUGGAAGCCUUACCUGUCUUUGUCCUUAAUAGUGUAAAUAUCUUGCACAGAGUGUUGAGGCCUAUGGUUUUGGACUUGUACCUUAUAGCUGCCUUUGUUUUAUCUAUCUAGCUUUAACUGUGAGUGUUCAGAUCAGCUGAUCACAUUGAUCAGGAGCCAAAGCCAAAUGCUUUGUAGUUUGUUAUGUAUGUAUCCCUUAAAAAAUCAUGAGGUUUUGAUUUUUCUAUUUUAACUAAGGGUACCUUCCUGCCUUCUCUUAGUUUGUCAUAUGACUAGAACAAGAGAAGCCUUAACCUGCAUUUACUCUAAUUCCAGAUCUCCAUUUGUUUUUAUUUUAUUAAUUUAUAAUUUUAAUGAAGAGACUAGUGCCCUCUCUUCCCACGACAACUCUCAAUCUGCCAAGACUGUUGAAGCAGUUAACCCUCAGUGCAAACUUUUGCCAAAUAGUAAGUUUCAACAAAAUACCUUUAUAGUGAAAGAUUUUGAGAAUUAGUAAAUCCAGUACAUGAUUCCAUAAAAGCUUAUUAAAGUUAAUAAUUCUCAUUUACUCCAGAUGGUUACUUUCAAUAUGAUCUUUAGGGAGAAAAAGCCUUUAGUGAAUUUUCUUGAGGGUGAUAAGUCACAUCAUUGCGAUCUACAUCACCUCCUCGAGAAUCUCUCCCAGGCUGAAAAUGUGAUGAUAAUCAUGGGUGUUUUUAAGAACAAAUCCAAUUUUUAUCAAGUGCUCUUUCCUCUACAAAAAAAAGGGAGGAGGAGAAGAAGCUUCCUUAAAACAAUGAUUAUUUUGAUUCAAUUUUAAGUUUCUACAAAAGGUAAUGUUAAAGUGUAUGUAUGCCUUCAGCAUUACCUUGAAGGCUAGAAAAACGGCAUAAAUCUUCAAAAAAGUGUCACAGUACAUGUUCAAAUUUAAACUUAAAUCCUGGUUCAUCUUUGGCUUUUGUUGUGCAUUUUUAAUGCUUCUUUGUUUUUGGUACACGGAAUGCAGUUGAACUUGAUCUUUUAAAAUUGAGACAUGUAAGCUAAUCAGCAAAAGACAAAAACAAAACUGCACAUCUGUAAUAAUCAGAUAGCAAUUCUGCUGCACAAUUCAUUGAUUGUAAGGUAUCCUGUAACAAGCAAUGUUUGUCUCCUAUUUUUUGAUACCUCUUAAACUUACGUCUUUUAGAAAGACAGUGCCUCUGUAUGCUUUUUGUAUUUUUACUGAGUGUAAAUAUUUGUUAUAUUUUUGGUUAAGAGAAUGUAAAAAUACCAUUUAUUAUUAUCAGAUAUUACUAAUACAUUGGUGGAAUCAAUAAAGAAUCUACAUUAA
This is a messenger RNA of Cercocebus atys (sooty mangabey), 9602 nucleotides long. RefSeq names its product Rap guanine nucleotide exchange factor (GEF) 6 (gene RAPGEF6). Gene Ontology annotation, biological process: positive regulation of ERK1 and ERK2 cascade; small GTPase-mediated signal transduction. Lineage: Eukaryota; Metazoa; Chordata; Mammalia; Primates; Cercopithecidae. The transcript has 30 exons. The record is from RefSeq and is a predicted model, not a curated record. Gene Ontology annotation, molecular function: protein binding; guanyl-nucleotide exchange factor activity. Bases 1427 to 6271 code for a protein of 1614 amino acids.